AUGGAAGCGACGCUGACGCACGCAGCCACGACGCUGCUGACGUGCGCGUUCCGGGUGCUGACGCUGCUGCGGAUCGCGCCGCCCGUCCCGACGCCGCUGCCAGACCGGCUGGCGGCGAUCCCCGAGGGCUCGCUCGACAUCGACAACGGCAUCUACGACGACGACUCGUUCGACUGGUGGUCCGACAGCUGCGGCCUGCACCACCUCAAUCCGGUCCGCGUCGCCUACUUUUUGCAGAAGCUAGACGAGGCGGCGGCGGCAGCGGCAGGCGGCAAUGGUGGUGCCAAGGGCGAGGGCGAGGGAGAGGGUGAUAGGGUCGGGAGGGGAAAGGUGCAAGGAGAGAAGCGGCGACGACGUAGCGGCGGCGGUGGUGGCGGCGGCGAGAAGGAGGACGACGAGAAGGAGGACGACGAGGAGGAGAGGUACGAAGUCAUCGGACUCGACCCGUCGCAGCGAUCCAUCGAUGUGGCCCGGUCGCAUGCCGCCGCCGCCACCGCCACCACCGCCGCCUCUGGCCCUGGCCCGCUACGCAUCCGGUACGAGGUGGGAUCCGUCUACUCGCUGCCGCUGGCCACGUCGUCGAUCGACGCCAUCAUCUGCUCCGACGUCCUCGAGCACCUCUACAACCUGCCCCUCGCCCUGUCGGAGAUGGCGCGCGUCCUCAAACCGGGCGGCGUCGUCACCUUCGACACCAUCAAUCGGACCCCGCUCUCCUACUACCUCUCGAUCUGGGUGCUCCAGGACGUGCUGCGCGCCAUGCAGGCAGACGCCCACGACCACCGCAUGUACGUCACGCCGUGCGAGAUGCGCACAGGCCUCGUCGCCGCCGGCCUCGAACCGGGCCCGCAGCGCGACCUCGUCGGUAUCAGGCCCUCGCUCCACUGGCCCCACGUCACCCUCUGGCGCCUCUUGACGGGAAGGGCCGGCUUCAUGAGCGCCGUCCUCACCCGCUUCCAGCUCACCAGCAGCCUCGACAUCUCCUACCUCUACUGCGCUCGCAAGCCGCUCCGGCAGGAUGAGGGUGCCCGAGGACCUGGUCGCUAG
Molecule: messenger RNA, 1044 nt
Organism: Pseudozyma flocculosa PF-1
Lineage: Eukaryota; Fungi; Basidiomycota; Ustilaginomycetes; Ustilaginales; Ustilaginaceae
Exons: 2
Coding region: 1-1044 (347 amino acids)
Molecular function (GO): S-adenosylmethionine-dependent methyltransferase activity
Source: RefSeq, a predicted model, not a curated record